GAGGAGAGGGCGGAGUGAAGCUGCUCGGCUUUGGAGCCGCCGCUGCUGCUGCUGCUCACACCGCGGGCAGCUGGAGAGCGCUGCUUCCCUUCACCCAUCUCCUCCCCUUCACCCAUCCACACAUCUUCUCCCUUCCAUCUUCGCCCAGAAAUGGAUUGCUAGUCUAAAGUGCAAUGGAUGAAGAAUGAUGGAAACCAUUUAUUCCAUCCUCCUGCUCCUGCCGGCUCUCCACUCCCCGGCGAUAGCGAGAGCGGACAAGAAAUUCGGCUGUUUCUUUGAAGCUGACGUAUGCAACCCCUAUGAGAUUUGCGUAAACGAUGGAAUAUUCGGGAGGUGUCAGCUGGUCACGGCGAUAGACGUAUACAAAUACGAAGUUUCGCCGGACGAUCUACAGCGCCUCCGCGAAUUCCUGCAGGAACUGUCCCUCAAAGGUUUAAUGUGGCACGAUGAAGCAACGCAGCAGGUAAUUGCGAAAGAACUUUCUCGUCUCCACCUGACCCGUCACCUGCGUCCUGAAGCUGGUUCUCCAGACAGCUUGAGGGCUACGAAGGAAAAGAUGCCAAGUGAGGAAAAGUAUAAAGAGGCAGACGAUGGUGACCUGCAAAGAUUCAAGUCCCUUCAUCAAUAUAUUCACCUUCUCAACGCUCUAACCCAGCCCGAUAAUCCCAUGCCAUUUCAUAAGACCAGAACUGACAAGCAGAGUGAGUCCAUUCAGCCUGGGUUCUCCUCGCAAGAGCUCCUGCAUAGAAUCCGAGGGGGGGCACCAUCAGACUUUUACCUUGCUUCCCACCACCCGUACAGCGGUCAGGAGCACCAGCAGUUCUUCAUCCCAGCACAACAGCAGGACCAUCCCGGGAGCGGAGCGCUUGGCAAGGCACAACUGGCAGCGUUGCUGGAAGAUUACAUGGCAGCUCAGUCAGCCGAGGGGGCAAACCGCUUGCCGGUCAAACCAGACCUCCAGACAAAGGGAGCUUUGGCCGCACCAAGGAUCGAACAGCAGGAAGGUGCAAACCAGGCCAGAAGCAGGCUGCUGGACACUGAUGUGGAUGACCAUCGCCUAGGAAUGAAGGAGGAAAUUAUGCCGUACAGACCCAGUGCCAGUAGGAGCAGUGGAAAAGACCCCUUAAGUCACCUGGAUGAGAACUUAAUUCAGACUGUGGUCCAGCGAAUGGCGGCAGAACACGUGGAUCUGGACGACAUGACUUCCAACCAGCUGGACGCAUUGUCCAGUGUCAUAGCCGAUGCCCUUCAGGUUGUGGACGAUGACAAGACCGACGAGGAGGACCAAAGCUGGCGAGAAGCCCAGCAGAAGGGAGAAGAGAAAACUAUCAAUAGGGAUGAGAUUGACCAGGGAAAACAAACUGAUGACAUAAAUGAAAGGAUCUCUCUACAGAGGAAAUUUCACAAUACAGAGGAGAUGAGCAGUGAAGAGAAGAAAAGUCUUAAUGAAGUUCUGGGUCUUGAGCCCUUGUUCAUCAACUCUCAUGGGAACCAAGUCAAAAGAUAUGGCUUCUUAUCCAGUGGAACUGUUGGAUUAGAGAACGUAAAAAGCAACACUAUCACCAGAGAGGUGUCCAAUGCCAGGAAGUCCAAAAGUGGCAUUGUUGGCUUAGAAGAUGGGUCAGACUUUGAUGAUCGGGAGGUUGAUGAGAUUAUUAUGUACAAGGAAUCUCAGAAGAAAAAUUCUCAGCAUGGGGACUUGCGCCUGGACAUAGAAUCCUCAAAAAGCGACCUGUGUGGAUAUAUUGUGACAAAGCAAAACCCCCUGAGUGUAAAGAAAGGCCUGGAAUUGAUGGAAGAUUUGGCUCAUCUUCUGAAACUGCAGAUGAAUGUCUUCAGCGACGUCAAUGUGAUAGGACCAGCCGUGACCUUCCAAGUUGAUGUCAACGGUCAAAACCUGUCAACAGCUGAUGUAGUGGACAUUGCAGUGGCCAACAAAGAAAAACUGGAAAAAGAAACGGGAUUAAAAAUCUUACAAACUGGCGUGGGGGAGAAGAGCAAGCUGCGUGCAUCCCCCCACUGGGCCAGCGAGGAGGACUCGACCAAGUUUAUUGUCUUAACGAUUAUCUCCAUCGUCUGCAUCAUCGGGGUACUUAUUGCAUCAGGGAUCAUCUAUUGCCUGAGGCAUCGUUCUCACCACAAGCUGAAGGAGAAGUUGGGCGCGCUGGGACAUGAUGCCACGGCCAGCUCGGAUGCCACCAACGCCUACCAGGAGCUGUGCCGCCAGCGGAUGGCGAUCAAGACGUCGGAGCGGCAGGAGACGGCCCACGCCUCUCGCGUCAACAGCGUCUCCUCUCAGUUCAGCGACGGCCCCCAGCCCAGCCCCUCCACGCGGAGCAGCACCUCGUCCUGGUGCGAGGAGCCUGUCCAGUCCAACAUGGACAUCUCCACCGGACACAUGAUACUGUCCUACAUGGAGGAUCACCUGAGAAACAAGAACCGUCUGGUGAAAGAAUGGGAAGCUCUGAGCGCUUAUCAGGCAGAGCCCAACAACAGCAGCAUCGCGGACCGAGAGGAGAAUGAAAAGAAGAACAGGACUCGUGUGGUGGUGCCAUAUGAUCACUCCAGAAUAACGCUCAAGGCUGAAUUGAGUCAUUCGAACUCCGACUACAUCAACGCAAGCCCUAUUAUGGACCAUGAUCCCAGGAACCCCGCCUACAUCGCUUCUCAAGGACCACUUCCUGCCACGGUGGCUGAUUUUUGGCAGAUGGUUUGGGAGAACGGCUGUGUGGUUAUCGUCAUGCUGACACCCUUAACGGAAAAUGGAGUCAAGCAAUGCCACCAUUAUUGGCCAGACGAAGGUUCAAACCUCUAUCACAUCUAUGAGGUCAACCUGGUCUCGGAGCACAUCUGGUGCGAAGACUUCCUGGUGCGCAGCUUUUACCUCAAGAACCUCCAGACCAACGAGACCCGCACGGUGACGCAGUUCCACUUCCUAAGCUGGUUUGACCUGGCUGUGCCCUCGUCCACCCGCACCCUCCUGGACUUCCGCAGAAAAGUGAACAAGUGCUACAGGGGACGCUCCUGUCCGAUAAUCGUUCACUGCAGUGAUGGGGCUGGAAGAACUGGGACCUACAUUCUGAUUGAUAUGGUUCUGAAUAGGAUGGGCAAAGGUGCUAAGGAGAUUGAUAUAGCUGCUACACUGGAACAUCUGCGAGAUCAGAGACCCAUGAUGGUACAGACUAAGGAGCAGUUUGAGUUUGCGCUGACGUCGGUAGCUGAGGAGGUGAACGCUAUCCUGAAGGCCCUUCCGCAGUGAGAAGCCACCAGAGAUCGCAUCUCCUGGAUCCAACACCUUAAUCCUGCUGGUCUCCAUGACUGUUGUAGAAACGUGCUCUGAUCUUAGCUGUGUAACUUUUUACGUUAACAACUUUAGAAAGUGUGUCCCUUCAACAUCUGUAUUUGAUGCAAUUCUUAGCUCAAAACAAUAAUCUCUGAACGGUUUCAAAGUAGGAGGAACUAAGUGUUUGUAUAUAUGCUUUUUUGGGACAGGACAGAACUAGAAACAAUAGCCCUCAAAGGAGAUAAUCUGGAAUCACACAGAUUUUAGUCAUAGAACAUAGAAUAUAGUACAACAUAGGAACAGACCCUUCGGCCCACGAUGUCUUUGCUGAACAUGAUGCCAAAUUGACUUUAAUUCCUGCUGCCUACACAUUAUCUACACUCAUCCAAUCAUUAGCAAAUUUGAAGUAUUUUGCAAAAGGAACCUGUUAAUUCUUUAUUAAUUUCAGUGUUAGACCAAAAUAUGGCGAGGCUUCUCAGUAUUAUUUUCACAGUGUAUUAAAUCAGUUGAUGAAUCUGAUUGGUAUUUCAUAAUACUCGUGUGAUUCCACCUCUGCAAGAAGUAAUCUCACCAUUGUGCCACAGUAUCUGACCUCACACAAAAGGAGUGCAACUUUCAGCUGUGGUCCCGUCUAGUAGGCAAUAGACAAUAGGUGCAGGAAUAGGCCAUUCGGCCCUUCGAGCCAGCACUGCCAUUCAAUGUGAUCAUGGCUGAUCAUCAUCAAUCAGUACUACGUUCCUGCCUUCUCUCCAUAU
Amblyraja radiata (thorny skate) is the source of this 4038-nucleotide messenger RNA. It is a transcript of the gene ptprn2, whose product is annotated as protein tyrosine phosphatase receptor type N2. The record is from RefSeq and is a predicted model, not a curated record. Gene Ontology annotation, biological process: protein dephosphorylation; regulation of secretion; insulin secretion involved in cellular response to glucose stimulus. The coding region runs from base 185 to 3259 and encodes 1024 amino acids. The transcript has 23 exons. NCBI's taxonomy places the organism in Eukaryota, Metazoa, Chordata, Chondrichthyes, Rajiformes, Rajidae. Gene Ontology annotation, molecular function: protein tyrosine phosphatase activity. Gene Ontology annotation, cellular component: secretory granule; synapse.